AUGUUCAAGUGGUAUUUUCCAGUUAUAAUACCACUGGAAUAUACCACUCGUGUUUGGUUACUCUCAAUCACAUUUGCAGAAAAAUCAGUUUUAAUUAAUGUGACUGCCGAGUUUCCAGAUCCUGAUAACAUAGAAAAUAAAGAUGACGUGGAGCCCGGCAAUCUUUUAGUUCCUAUUAACAAUAUCUUUGAGAAUUAUAAAUCAAAUAUAACUGAUAAUAAAAUUACUAAAACAAAACUGCUUGACUUUGAUGUUGGUAGUCUAAAAAAUGAAAAACCAAAUGCUUCUGAAAUUGAGGAAGCAGUUUGUAGGGGUCUAGAAAAGAUCCCAUCUCAAUUUCCAAAAGAUGUGAACGGACAUUCAUUUUCUGUUUGUAUACUACAUACAAGUAUGAAAAAUGGAGAAUAUGUUCCCCGUGAUUGGCUUGUUUGGAGCAAAGUUAAACAAUCGAUAUUUUGUUUUCCUUGUCGCCUUUUUAGCAAACUACCAACAGCAAGUCGCUCACGUUUAACAACUAUAUCUGGGUAUUGUUUUCAAAGAAAAUGGAAAAAAUUACAUGACAAAAUUUCAGAGCAUCAAAACAGCAGCAACCAUAAAUAUUGUUAUAUUAAAUGGUGGUUAUUGGAAAAAAGUAUUGACUCUAAUUCCACUGUCGAUAUUAUGUUGCUGCAGGCCAUUAAGAAUCAAGCAUCACAGUGGGGACAGGUUCUUCGCCGAAUUUUAGAUGUCACAUUGUUUCUAGCCGAACGAGGUUUGGGAUUUAGAGGAACAAGUGAUUUUGUUGGAGUUGCAGCAAAUGGCAAUUUUUUGGGCAUUUAUUUGAACUAUCUGAACAAAGUGAUGAAGUCGCAGAAAAUGAAGAGAAGACAACAAGCAAAUUACCUUUCACCGGAAAUACAAAAUGAGUUUAUUUGUUGUGCCAAAAAAGUAUUAGACGUUAUUCUAAGUGAACGAGAAGCAGCAAAAUAUUACUCAAUAUUUGUUGAUGCAACCCCUGAUUCAGCACAUAUGGAACAAACUGCAUUUAUAUUGCGUUAUGUUUAUUUAAAUGACGAAAAUAGUCUCUACGAAGUUCAAGAGCGAUUUCUAGAGUUUGUUGACUGCAAUCAGAAAACGGAGAAAGCUAUUGCUGAAUUAAUUUGCAGUGUUAUUAAAAAACACAAUAUACCAAUGAUAGACUGUCGUGGUCAAAGUUAUGACAACGGUAGCAACAUGAGCGGUCAAUAUAAAGGAGCACAAGCAGAGAUAAUUAAAGAGAACCAAUUGGCAAUUUAUUCUCCAUGUGCUUGUCAUAGCUUAAAUCUGUGUGGUGUCCAUGCCGCAGAGUGCUGUGCAGAGGUUAUCUUACUGCCGAGACUCGAUCAGAUAUCAAACGUAUUGAGAAAUACUUGGGUUCAUUUGAAUGCAUUAUACUCGCAAGCACUUGGUUUAAAGUUCUAA
Hydra vulgaris (swiftwater hydra) is the source of this 1440-nucleotide messenger RNA. RefSeq names its product zinc finger MYM-type protein 1-like. The record is from RefSeq and is a predicted model, not a curated record. NCBI's taxonomy places the organism in Eukaryota, Metazoa, Cnidaria, Hydrozoa, Anthoathecata, Hydridae.